AUGAUAUACCGAGAGUUGCAAAAGGCAAUUCCUCCUGCGCUUUGGGGGCUUGAUGAGAGCGCACAGAAUGAGUUGGAACUGACUGCAGUGCACUUCACCAAUAAGACGCUCUUGCACAUCCGAUUCAAUGGGGAGAUGGAUGCGACAUAUGAGGUCCAGCCGCGGGGGGCUGGGGGGCUCGCAGCGGAUGUCGGUGGGCUCCACGGGGGCGCGGCAAGCAGUCUGCGUGCUGAAGGAAAUGAUGAGGACGAGUUUGUCGAAGACCACCUGUCCAAGUACAACGUCAGCAUGAAGAUGGGCAACUCCAACGACAUGAAGCUGCCUGUGGUGGUAAUGCAGAUUGCAGAGCUGUAUGAGCGGGCGGUGUACCCCUCUGUCCUUGGUGCAGAGGCUCGUGCUGGGCCGGACCUGGGACUGUUGGUGACCCUCUCGAGUCGAUUCUGGAGAAGCGCGAGCGCAGGCGGCCCUGGCUCGGGCAGCGACUUCGAUAGGCUAAUGUUCGUGCUGCAGAGCAUUCGGGAGAUGUACGGAAUAUGA
This is a messenger RNA of Eremothecium gossypii ATCC 10895, 537 nucleotides long. RefSeq names its product Irc25p (gene IRC25). The record is from RefSeq and is marked provisional. NCBI's taxonomy places the organism in Eukaryota, Fungi, Ascomycota, Saccharomycetes, Saccharomycetales, Saccharomycetaceae. The transcript has a single exon. Bases 1 to 537 code for a protein of 178 amino acids.